Messenger RNA from Peromyscus eremicus (cactus mouse), 1525 nucleotides. RefSeq names its product inositol hexakisphosphate kinase 3 (gene Ip6k3). The transcript is spliced from 5 exons. Lineage: Eukaryota; Metazoa; Chordata; Mammalia; Rodentia; Cricetidae. Gene Ontology annotation, molecular function: inositol hexakisphosphate kinase activity. Gene Ontology annotation, cellular component: cytoplasm; nucleus. Gene Ontology annotation, biological process: phosphatidylinositol phosphate biosynthetic process; inositol phosphate biosynthetic process. The record is from RefSeq and is a predicted model, not a curated record. Bases 1 to 1191 code for a protein of 396 amino acids.
AUGGUGGUACUGCGCAGCACCGACAAGGCGAGCGGCGGGGUCGGCGUGCCGCUGGAGCCCUUCCUGCACCAGGUCGGUGGCCACCUGAGUAUGCUGCAGUAUGACGCGCACACAGUAUGCAAGCCCCUCGUCUCCCAAGAGCAGAAGUUCUACGAGUCCCUGCCCCUGGCCAUGAGGUGCUUCACUCCACGGUACAAAGGAACCGUCACAGUGCGUCUCCGGAGAGACAGCAGAGGCCAUCUGGGCCUGGUGGCCAACCCACUGAAGGAGAACCUGGAGCCUCUGCAGGUCUCCCCAGACUCCAGAGCGGUAGCCAUCUGGCAGACACUUCAGCAGUCUGCCAGCAGUGACAGCAGCCCCCGUCCCCUGGCCCAGCUGGCACGCUCACUCAAGGAAAGCACAGCCAAGGUGCUUCUGAGCUCCGAAUGCCACCUCGGUACCCAGGCCUCCCCGCUGGUGGAAAGUGCGGAUGGGAGCCAGGUGGAGAGAAGGGGCUUUAACCCGUGGGGCCUGCACUGCCACCAAGCCCACCUGACCCGCCUGUGCACGGAGUACCCGGAAGACAAACGGCACCGGUUCUUGCUCUUGGAAAAUGUGGUGUCACAAUACAAGCAGCCCUGCAUCUUGGAUCUAAAGAUGGGGACCCGGCAGCACGGGGACGAUGCAUCUGAGGAGAAGAAGGCCCGUCACAUGAAGAAGUGUGCGCAGAGUACUUCAGCCUGCCUGGGUGUGCGCAUCUGUGGCAUGCAGGUUUAUCAAACUGAUAAGAAGAGUUUUCUCUGCAAAGAUAAGUACUACGGAAGGAAGCUCUCGGAGGAGGGGUUCAAACAAGCCCUUUCUCAGUUUCUCCAUGACGGAACCCGCCUGCGCACAGAGCUCCUGGAACCCAUCCUUCGCAGGCUGCAGGCACUGCUCACGGUCAUCAGGAGCCAGAGUUCUUACCGGUUCUACUCCAGCUCCCUCCUCAUAAUCUAUGAUGGGCAGGAGCCUUCCCAGAACGCUCCUGAGACCACCCAAGGCAGCCCCUCCGGUGACCCUGCCAAAGUCGAUGUCCGAAUGAUUGACUUCGCUCACACGACGUACAAGGGUUCCUGGAAUGAGCACAUUACCCACGAGGGACCAGAUCCUGGCUAUAUUUUUGGCCUGGAAAACCUCAUAGGAAUUCUGCAGGAUAUCCAAGAGGGAGAAUGAAGGUUGCUGGAACUUUCUAGAAUUUUCUAGGCUACAGAUUUUGCAAAGGGACCCAAGCUAGCGUAGCCUAGAUCCCCUGUAGGUGUCUUUAUAAUAACCAUAUCUACCUUCAAAAGCCAUCUCCAAGCAUGGCUAGCAAUGUUGACAGUUGCUACAGAAAUCUGCACUGCAGGCAUCCACCCGCCACCCGGCAUCUUCCACGGGGCAGCUCCUCUGGGAGCAGACAGUGAAAGCCGCACCAUUGUCGCCUGGGUCAGAGGCCAGCACUGCAGUGCUGCAGGGCGCCUGCAUUCCAGAAGACAUUUCUGUUGUCAUGCUGCAGUCCUCCACAGCC